Messenger RNA from Penicillium argentinense, 1476 nucleotides. RefSeq lists its product as uncharacterized. Lineage: Eukaryota; Fungi; Ascomycota; Eurotiomycetes; Eurotiales; Aspergillaceae. Gene Ontology annotation, molecular function: carbohydrate:proton symporter activity. The record is from RefSeq and is a predicted model, not a curated record. The transcript is spliced from 3 exons. Gene Ontology annotation, cellular component: membrane. Gene Ontology annotation, biological process: transmembrane transport; carbohydrate transport. Bases 1 to 1476 code for a protein of 491 amino acids.
AUGGCGCCAACUACUGACCGUGGGCUGCGAAAGCUGAACACCGGCAUUGCUUUGAUGCUGUCUGCGUCUGCUACUUCGGGGUACAACGCUAGCCAAAUCAACAGCUUGCUCGUCCUCCCUGAAUUCGCUUUGUUCAUAAGCGGUCUCAACUCCAGCGCCAAAGGCCUCAUCAUCGCCGCCGUUUCUUUGGGAUCAUUCCUCACUUUCAUCCCUGCCUCAUACAUCGCGGAUCGUCUGGGCCGCCGAACAUGCGUCAGUAUCGGAGCAAUGCUAGUAAUCCUAGCAGCAAUCAUCCAAACCGCCAUCGCACACCCAUGGGCCUUCUUCGGGGCCCGCGUCGUCACGGGAAUGGGAGUAGGCGUUUCGCAAACCGCCGCACCCCUCUUGAUCACAGAAUCGGCACACCCCCGUCAGCGAAGGACACUGACUGGACUAUACAACGCCGUCUGGUUCAUCGGAUCGAUUACAGCGGCUGGAAUCGCCUUCUCCACUUUAUCGUUACAGAAUAGCUGGUCCUGGCGAGUUCCUUGCCUAAUGCAGAUCAUUUAUCCAACUCUACAACUUGUCGCGCUAUGUGUCAUCCCUGAAAGUCCGAGAUGGCUAGUUUCGAAGGGGCGGAAGGGUGAGGCGUUGGCUAUGCUUACGCGGUAUCAUGGGAAUGGAGAUCGACAGGCGAAGGUAGUGCAAGAGCAGUUUUAUCAGAUUUGCAGCAGUAUUGAUGCUGAGGCGGGUUUGGAGGCUGCUUCACAGUGGAGUUCGUUUUUGAAGACUAAGGGCGACGCGCAUCGAUUGGCUAUUUGCAUUUUGCUGGGCUUUAUGCAGGAAUGGACGGGAAAUGGCGUCAUCUCUUACUAUCUCGCUCCGAUUCUCUCAUCGGUCGGAAUCAACGAUGCAGCACAUCAGGCGGCUGUCAACAUCAGUCUGCAGGUGUGGAACCUGAUAUUCGCUGUCGGCGGCGCGAGUACUUCCGAUCGCUACGGCCGACGUGUUCUAUGGCUGAGUGCGACGACCCUCAUGUUGAUAUUCCUGUCAACAUGCACAGUCAUGUCCGGGCUAUUCACAGAACUCCAUAUCCUUGAGGCAGGAAUCGCAGUCGUGCCAAUGCUAUUCCUGUUCUGUGGAUCCUACGACUUCGCCUACAUGCCCUUGUUCAUCGCCUACCCAGCCGAGAUCCUCCCAUUCCAGCUCCGAGCUAAGGGUCUCGCUAUCACGCUUACCACGGAUUCACUGGCCUGCUUCUUUAACCAAUAUGUGAAUCCGGUUGCAUUUUCCGUUCUCCACUGGAGAUAUUUUUCCCUCUACUUGGGCUGCCUUGUCUUUUUCAUUGGUGUUGUAUACUUCCUGUUCCCGGAGACACAGGGCAGAUCGCUUGAAGAGGUUGCACAGAUCUUUGAUCGGAAGGAGGUUGAAUCUGUGGAGUCGUCUGACGAGAAGGUUGUGCAGACUAUGCCUACUGCUCCGAAAUACGAGUGUUAG